CAAGCCAUAGUAAGUGUGUUAUUGAACUGUACCCAUCAAGAUGUCCAUUUAGGAGAGACAUUAUCAGGGUUUAAAGAAUUUUCACAAAGUUUUGAUGCAGCUAUGAAAGGUCUGGCACUGAGUAAUUCGGAUGUGAUUCGACAAGUAUACAACAGUUUCGCCAGACAGCAGAUGUUUGAAUUUGAUGCAAAGACAUCAGCAAAAGAAGAUGCUUUUCACUUUGUCAGUUAUGUUCCUAGUAAUGGAAGACUGUAUGAAUUAGAUGGACUAAGAGAAGGACCCACUGAUUUAGGUGCAUGUCAUCAAGAUGACUGGAUCAGCGCAGUGAGGCCAGUUAUAGAAAAAAGGAUACAAAAGUACAGUGAAGGUGAAAUUCAAUUUAACUUAAUGGCCAUUGUGUCUGACAGAAAAAUGAUAUAUGAACAGAAGAUAGAAGAGUUACAAAGACAACUUGCUGAGGAGGAACCCAUGGAUACAGAUCAGGGUAAUAACAUGUUAAGUGCUAUUCAGUCAGAGGUUGCCAAAAAUCAGAUGCUUAUUGAAGAAGUACAGAAAUUAAAAAGAUGUAAGACUGAAAAUAUCAGAAGCAUAAUUAUCUGCCGUUCAUUAUGGAAUUCUUAAAGACUUUAGCAGAACACCAGCAGUUAAUACCACUAGUAGAAAAGGCAAAAGAAAAACAGAAUGCAAAGAAAGCACAGGAAACCAAAUGA
Molecule: messenger RNA, 710 nt
Organism: Balaenoptera ricei (Rice's whale)
Lineage: Eukaryota; Metazoa; Chordata; Mammalia; Artiodactyla; Balaenopteridae
Product: ubiquitin carboxyl-terminal hydrolase isozyme L5-like
Exons: 1
Coding region: 103-621 (172 amino acids)
Biological process (GO): protein deubiquitination; ubiquitin-dependent protein catabolic process
Cellular component (GO): Ino80 complex; cytoplasm
Molecular function (GO): cysteine-type deubiquitinase activity; proteasome binding
Source: RefSeq, a predicted model, not a curated record